Molecule: messenger RNA, 1179 nt
Organism: Mucor velutinosus
Lineage: Eukaryota; Fungi; Mucoromycota; Mucoromycetes; Mucorales; Mucoraceae
Product: Agmatinase
Exons: 2
Coding region: 1-1179 (392 amino acids)
Biological process (GO): ubiquinone biosynthetic process
Cellular component (GO): mitochondrial inner membrane
Molecular function (GO): 4-hydroxybenzoate polyprenyltransferase activity
Source: RefSeq, a predicted model, not a curated record
AUGUCUGCUUCAUUUGCCAUUGCCUCUCUACUCAAACGAGUGCCAUGUCGAGCCAAUGCCAGUCCAAUGGCACAUGCUCGUCGCUUCCAAUCUCUGGCCUUCACCCAUGUCACAUUACAGUCUGUCGCCCGACCUCAAUUAGUGAAAUCAACACCACGCCUCUUGUCUGCUUCUUUAUGCCACAAGUAUCAACAAAAGCACUGGACAUCUACUGCAACCAGUGCCACUACCACUACAGCCACCGAGAAAAGCAAACAGCCAGUGGUCUACAACAAUUGGCUUGAUCAUUUACCCAAGAAAGUGGCUCCUUAUGCAUUUCUGACUCGUAUCGACAAACCCAUUGGUACCUGGCUGCUGUUCUGGCCUUGUGCUUGGAGCAUUUCAAUUGCUGCUUACAGUACAGGUGCCUCCGUCGUGGAUGCCGCCUCCAUGAUCGCCCUGUUUGGUACCGGUGCAUUGAUCAUGCGUGGUGCUGGCUGCACCAUCAACGAUUUAUGGGACAGAGACAUCGAUGACAAGGUAGAAAGAACCAAGAUUCGUCCCAUCACCUCGGGUGCCAUUUCUCCCAAACAAGCCAUUGCCUUUCUUGGUGUGCAAUUAACGGCAGGCCUGGCUGUCUUGACGCAACUCAACAUGUACAGCAUCCUGCUUGGCGCCAGCUCAUUGUCGUUGGUGGUCACUUAUCCUCUGAUGAAGCGUGUUACUUACUGGCCACAAACAGUGUUGGGUUUGGCGUUCAAUUGGGGUGCGUUGCUAGGUUGGUCUGCCAUGACUGGAUCCCUCGAUCUCUCGGUUGCUGGGCCACUAUAUCUCGGUGGUGUCUGCUGGACAUUGGUGUACGAUACCAUCUACGCCCAUCAAGACAAGAAGGAUGAUAUCAAGGUGGGUGUCAAGUCUACUGCUCUUCGUUUUGGAGAAAAGACACCACAAUGGCUGGCUGGAUUCUCCACUGCAUUCAUUGGUUUGACAGCUGUUGCUGGUUAUAUGAAUGGUCAGGGACUCCCUUUCUACGCCAUCAGUGUGUUGGGCACAGCCAGUCAUUUAGCAUGGCAACUAAAGACGGUCAACUACAACGACACGGCUAGCUGCUGGUCUAAAUUCAAGAGCAACACAUGGGCUGGUGCUAUCUUGUGGUCUGGCAUUGUAGCUGAUGCUGCCUGGUCCUCUAUUGCAGUUUGA